GAUUAUUCAUUUUGUAUAUCUGUCUGACACGCAUGCGGGAUACACGCUGUUGUGUUGCUUAGCUAGGAAUAAACAUGAAUGUCUUAAGCAAGGCUGGAUGUUAAAAUGUCAAAAAAGGACGAAAACAUUAUAUUUUCUAAUAGUCACAACAGAAUUGUUAGCAAGCAGGGAAGUUACAGGGUGAAACUAGAAACUACGAGGAAAACUAUUUUAAAACAUUACUUGAGAGAUACAUUUACUACUCUAGUGGACGCUAAAUGGCGAUGGUCAAUAUUAUUGUUUGUAAGUGGAUUUUUAUUGACAUGGAUUACUUUUGCCAUAAUUUAUCUCGCACUUGCUCGUAGUCAUGGUGACUUAGAAAAUGAAGAUGAAGAAGUCUGUGUGGAAAAUGUUUAUGAUUUUACUUCUGCACUAUUAUUUUCAGUUGAAACACAGCAUACAAUUGGAUAUGGUUAUAGACAUGUGACCACAGACUGUCCCCAUGCUGUAUUGGUAGUAUUUAUUCAAUUCAUUCUUGGUAUAGGAGUGCAAUGUUUAACAGCAGCGAUCGUCUUUUCAAAGCUAAUCCGCUCGAAGAGGCGAGGGGACUCCGUUGUAUUUAGCCAAAAAGCUUGUUUGGCUGUCGUUGAUGGACAAUGGCGUUUGAUGGUAAGAGUAGCAGACUUUCGAAAAUCAAAGCUCGUUGGUGUAAAGGCCAAAGGAAUACUGAUAAAGCGUUCUGUGGUUAACAGCAAACACCACCUUGAACAAACAUUCAUUGAUUUCGUAUCAGAAGGAGGAAGUGAUACUUUGACACUGUUAUGGCCAGCUGUCAUCUAUCAUACAAUAAACAAAGAUAGUCCAUUGUGGCCACCAUUGACACUACGAAGGUUAGGGGGAUAUUCUGAAAUCGUAGUGAGUCUGGACGGUGUUAUCGAGAGUACGAGUCGAGUUGUUCAGACAAGAACAUCAUAUAUCCCCGAAGAGAUUCAUUAUGGGUAUAAAUUCCAAAAUAUAUGCCCCCAGAUAACAGAAGAGGGGAAAUAUCAAUGUAGUUACUUUGAAAUUAACACAGUUUCUCCAGUGGUAACCCCACAAUUAAGAAAAAGAAUAUCUGUAACGUCAGUAUCUUCAAAGGAAUCAAUGUACUAGACUUUUUUUUAUAUAAGUGAAUCAGAAGAUGGAUGUUCAGUACAUACAGAUCUACUUAGUGACAUCAUCCAUUGAAGAAAGAAAUAAACCAAGAUAACAUGAGAUUUCCCAUGUUCUUGCGUGAAAUAUCUGCACAUAUUCUUUUACUACCAGUUAUGUAAGAAAACGACACUUCGCCUGCAGCAGAAUACCAUUUAGACAUGUUAAAGUACGUUUUUAUGAACUUCGACGUAAUUUGUGUGCAGUGAGCUACGUUAGCUUGUACAUUGUUAUUACUUUCUAUGACAAGAGUAUUGAAUUCAAAUAGAAAUAAUUAUAUAAUUAUCUUUCAUAAUCAUAACAUGAAAAUGUUUAUGUUUGGUGUGAAGAAACAUGUUCUUAUUUUGUUUAUGCAUGUCCAUCAUAUUGUCAACAAAUAGAAGUCAUAAAUGAUGACAGA
Messenger RNA from Mytilus trossulus (common blue mussel), 1570 nucleotides. RefSeq names its product ATP-sensitive inward rectifier potassium channel 1-like. Gene Ontology annotation, molecular function: inward rectifier potassium channel activity. Bases 106 to 1131 code for a protein of 341 amino acids. The transcript has a single exon. Lineage: Eukaryota; Metazoa; Mollusca; Bivalvia; Mytilida; Mytilidae. Gene Ontology annotation, cellular component: plasma membrane. The record is from RefSeq and is a predicted model, not a curated record. Gene Ontology annotation, biological process: potassium ion import across plasma membrane; regulation of monoatomic ion transmembrane transport.